Messenger RNA from Echinops telfairi (small Madagascar hedgehog), 1971 nucleotides. RefSeq names its product zinc finger and SCAN domain containing 10 (gene ZSCAN10). Gene Ontology annotation, cellular component: nucleus. The record is from RefSeq and is a predicted model, not a curated record. Lineage: Eukaryota; Metazoa; Chordata; Mammalia; Afrosoricida; Tenrecidae. Gene Ontology annotation, molecular function: DNA-binding transcription factor activity, RNA polymerase II-specific; RNA polymerase II cis-regulatory region sequence-specific DNA binding. The transcript has 4 exons. Gene Ontology annotation, biological process: regulation of transcription by RNA polymerase II.
GGUGGCUCACCAACUCUUCCGAUGCUUCCAGUACCAGGAGGACAUGGGCCCCAGGGCGUCACUGAGCCGGUUGCGUGAGCUCUGCGUCCACUGGCUGCGGCCGGCCCUGCACACCAAGAAGCAGAUGCUGGAGCUGCUGGUGCUGGAGCAGUUCCUGAGCGUGCUGCCCCCGCACCUCCUGGGCCGGCUGCAGGGCCAGCCGCUCAGGGACGGGGAGGAGGUGGUGCUGCUGCUGGAGGGAGUCCGGAUGGAGCCCGGCAAUGUGGGGCCACUGCUCCCUGGGGCCCUGUGCUGUGGCCGAAUUCCCAAGACCAAGAACUGGCAACUGUAUUGGAAUCGUUGACCUUUGAGGAUGUUCCUGAGAAUAAGGCCUGGCUCGAGCAUCCACCAGGAGUAGGGAGCAGAGUUCCAGAGACCGAGGAGUUCAAACUGGGAAAGCGCCCAAGAGUGGCCAGGGGGCCUGCCACCUCGGGAGAGUCCCAAGCCAACAGUCCCCGGGCGGCCAACGGUCACUGCGCCCAGAAGGUCAACUUGAGCCCGGGGAUGGACGGCACGGGCGAUGCCGAGAGCCCGCCUGGCGGAGAUGAGGCGGCCAGGGACGGUGAGCGGGCAGUGCAGGUCAUCUGCACGCUGUGCGGGGCCAGCUUCCACCGGCACUCGCUCCUGGAGGCGCACUGGCAGCGCUCGCACACCAAGGGCCGCGCCUUCCCGUGCGACUGCUGCGGCAAGACCUUCGGCCGCAGCUCCAUCCUGAAGCUGCACAUGCGCACGCACACGGACGAGCGGCCGCACGCCUGCCACCUGUGCGGCCACCGCUUCCGCCAGAGCUCGCACCUGAGCAAGCACCUGCAGACGCACUCAGAGCCCGCCUUCCUGUGCGCCGAGUGCGGCCAGGGCUUCCAGCAGCGCGCCAGCCUCCUGAAGCACCUGCAGGCGCACGCCCAGGACCGAGACCCGCCCGCGGCUGGGGACCCGAGGCCACCGCCCUCGGACGCCCCGGCGGAGCCCAAGCCUGCUGCGCGGGAGCCGAGCGUGGCCCUGUGCUCGCACUGUGGCCAGACCUUCCAGCGCCGCUCCAGCCUCAAGCGCCACCUGCGCAUCCACGCCCGGGACCAGAGCCACCAGUGCGCCGAGUGCGCCAGCAGCCUGCGUGCGGCGCCCGAGCCGCGGCCCCACGUCUGCGAUGUCUGCAGCAAGGCCUUCCAGCGCGCCGAGCACCUGGUGGCCCACCGCCGCGUGCACACCGGCGAGCGGCCCUUCUCCUGCCCCACCUGCAGCCGUGGCUUCAGCCAGAGCUCGCAGCUGGCCAGCCACCUGCGCGUGCACACUGGCGAGAAGCCCUACGCGUGCUCGCAUUGCGGCAAGCGCUUCGUGCGCCGCGCGGGCCUGGCGCGCCACCUGCUGACGCACGGCGGCCAGCGGCCCCACAGCUGCGCCCAGUGCGGCAAGCACUUCAGCCAGACGCAGGACCUAGCGCGCCACCGCCGCAGCCACACCGGCGAGAAGCCCUGCUGCUGCGGCGAGUGCGGCGAGCGCUUCAGCCAGAGUGCGCACCUGGCCCGCCACCAACGCAUCCACACGGGGGAGAAGCCCCACACCUGCGACACCUGCGGCUACCGCUUCCGCAACAGCUCCAACCUGAACCGCCAUCGCCGCAGCCACACGGGCGAGCGGCCCUACAGCUGUCCGACGUGCGGCCGCAGCUUCCGCCGCAAUGCCCACCUGCAGCGGCACCUGGCCACGCACGCGGGGGCCGGGGCGGAGGAGGCGGCGGCGCCGGCGCAGGCCGACGCCCCACAGGAGUGCCUGGAGUGUGGCAAGAGCUUCAGCCGCAGCUGCAACCUGCUCCGCCACAUGCUGGUGCACAGUGCCGCCCGGCCCUUCUGUUGCCCGACCUGCAGCCGCAGCUUCAGCCGCAACUCCCACCUGCAGCGGCACCUGCGCACCCACGCCCGCGAGAUCCUGUACUAG